UGGCGACGCGCAGACCCCAGGCAAUAGCCCCUCGCUCCGGGAACUGCCCGGCCAUUUCAGUGGAAGGCGCCGACCGUGGAUGCCGCUGGGAAGCUGCGCUCCGGGGCCCGGGAGCCGCCCCUCCGGUGGGAGCUGCGCGCUCGGGCGGCGCUCGGACCCCUCGGCAGCCGCAGGUGCUCGCCCGCCCGCCCCAGCCCAGCCCAGCCCAGCCCAGCCCCGCACUCGCAGUCUCUGAUGCGCCCAGGCAGAACAUCUAGCUAAGACUCCAGAAUUUCUUCUGAAGGAUGAUGAGUGCUCCUGACAAGAUAAUGUAACUGGAGGAUCCAGGUCUGGGCAGACUCGACCAUGGGGGCCAACACUUCAAGCAAACCACCAGUGUUUGAUGAAAAUGAAGAUGUCAACUUUGACCACUUUGAAAUUUUGCGAGCCAUUGGAAAAGGCAGUUUUGGGAAGGUCUGCAUCGUACAGAAGAGCGAUACCAAGAAGAUGUAUGCAAUGAAGUACAUGAACAAACAAAAGUGUGUGGAACGCAAUGAAGUGAGAAAUGUCUUCAAGGAACUGCAGAUCAUGCAGGGUCUGGAGCACCCUUUCCUGGUUAAUUUAUGGUACUCCUUCCAAGAUGAGGAAGACAUGUUCAUGGUGGUAGACCUCCUGCUGGGAGGGGACCUGCGCUAUCACCUGCAGCAGAACGUCCGCUUCGAGGAAGACACAGUGAAGCUCUUCAUCUGUGAGCUCGCCAUGGCUCUGGACUACCUGCAGAGCCAGCGCAUCAUUCACAGGGAUAUGAAGCCUGACAACAUUUUACUUGAUGAACAUGGGCACGUGCACAUCACGGACUUCAACAUCGCGGCCACACUGCCCAAGGAGAAGCACAUCACCACCAUGGCUGGCACCAAGCCUUACAUGGCACCUGAGAUGUUCAACUCCCAAAGAGAAGCAGGCUAUUCCUUUGCUGUUGACUGGUGGUCUCUGGGAGUGACGGCCUAUGAGCUGCUGAGAGGCCGGAGACCAUAUCAUAUUCGCUCCAGUACCUCCAGCAAGGAAAUUGUGCACAUGUUCGAGACCACUAUUGUGACUUAUCCUUCUGCCUGGUCACAGGAAAUGGUGUCACUUCUUAAAAAGCUACUUGAACCCAAUCCAGACCAACGAUUUUCUCACCUGUCUGACAUUCAGAACUUCCCAUAUAUGAAUGAUAUGAACUGGGAUGCGGUUUUGCAGAAGAGGCUCAUUCCGGGUUUUAUUCCCAACAAAGGCAGGCUAAAUUGUGACCCCACCUUUGAACUUGAAGAAAUGAUUCUGGAGUCCAAACCUCUUCACAAGAAAAAGAAGCGUCUAGCAAAGAAGGAGAAGGAGAUGAAGAAAUGUGACUCCUCCCAGACAUGCCUUCUUCAAGAGCACCUUGAAUCUGUACAGAAGGAAUUCAUAAUUUUCAACAGAGAAAAAGUAAAAAGAGACUUUAAUAAAAGGCAAGCCAACCUAGCCUUGGAACAAACCAAAGACCCACAAGAAGCGGAUGGCCAGAAUAACAACCUAUAAAAUCUACAGCCUCUUCUUCUUGGGACAUUUCUCAGCUCCAUAGACCAGAAACUGCUGAUGGUCCAUAUUAGGAAUUGCUGACAGUAGUUCUCACCAUUCCACACCUCACCACUUAGAAAAUGUGAAUGAAUGCCUUUCAAAGGAGGCAGCAUGAUACAAUGAGUCCUGGGCUCCUGGGAUCUAGUCUCACUGCUAACUGUGUGACCUUGAGCAAGUUACCAAACCAUGAUCUCUGCUUCGGUUUAUUCAUUCCAAAUGAGAGCUUUCUACUAGAUGAGCUCAUGUUGCCUUUUUAGUUCUAGCACUCUAUUAUUCUAAGCAGCCUUUAUUUUUAUUUUAAAAAGAAUAUUUGAAUGUAGAUUUCUUUUUUCUAUUCCUUCUAAUUACACUGUGACAAAUAGACAAAUGGACAUAGGGCUUUUCAGAGCUAGAUAACUUCAUAAAGAGGUCAGGAUCUCUGAGCCUGAUCAAAUAGGAGUAAGGAAUUUCAUCAGAAAAGAAUGAAGGUACUAGACAGGAGGUGGCAGAAGUUUCUGAGGACCCUCCAGUGGUGUGCCAGGGUUGGCUUAUACCAGCUAUCAAGAGCCUACCAUACCUCCCUCUUCCCAACUCCAUGUUCAGUGAUGUAGUUUGAUAGCUUGAAAUUAGUGAUGGUGGGUGUAUUUACACCAUGGAAAUUAGCAAAUGCUACACAAUCAGGACUUUUAUUCACUCCCUGCAAGCUGAUUGUUAAACAUGUAUCAGCAUUCCACUGGACUUCAAGCAAACAUGCUCCUAGAGGGCUAAUUGUCCUCUGAAAAUUAUCAGACCUGAGUCUGAAAAGGACCAGAAAAUCAUCACAAUGAAAGCACAUCCGCCUCAUAGUACAGCAAAGUUGCAUCAUUCACAGGGAUUAUGUUCUAAUUAGAAUAUGAGGUAAAAAUGGAAGAUUGUAAAAUUUACCCUUGAAAACUCCUUUAAAUUGCUCAUAAUUUAUACUGAAUACCCAUUCUCAGUGAAACAAUAUGCUGGUUUUAAUAUAUGUUUUAGAUAAUGAAACAAAUCACUUUUUCUUUUGAUUUUGUUCUUUAUUUUUAUUUUGGUCUUGAUUUUGGCCAGUACCAGAUGAAGUGUUAAAUUAUCCAUUUUGUAGACUAGAAUUACACUUAGGACAGUGGGAUGCUCACACAUUUAGGGACCGAAGUCAUGGAGACUGUCAGGGAACAGCAGUGUCAGGUCCUCCCUUGUGUUUACUGCGGGUAAAAUUGCCUGUCUAUUUAAAAUAUUAUCGACAUCUUACACUUUCUUUUUCUUUCUAUUUUAUUUGCCAAGCACAAAAUUUAAUUCACCUGCUAGAUGUGCAUACCCUGUAAUGACAGAUGAUGUGACUUCUGCACUGAUAUGCAGAUGAUCUUUGCAAAGGAACCAUUUUUGGCCACCAUCAGGAUCCCACUGGGGACAGCAUGAAGAAGGGAAGAGGUUUGGGAGGGGACUAUUUUAACCUCUUGGCCAAUCGCCCACCUAAACUUAUCCUUAUGUAUAGAAAGUUUGUGGCUCGCCAAGAGGGCAGUUAGCUGGGAACAAGCAAGACCAGACUGCCACCCUUUUGGGAGGCCAGAUGGAUGGAAAUAGGCUGAAGAAGCGAGGGCACACUGGGGCAGUUAAGCCUGGAUAGAAAGCCAAUGCUGAACUUUAGCUUGGCAUUUACAAUUUUAUCCUCAUUGCAUACAGAAUUUCCAGCAGAGCUGUGAAACGGUGCCUCAGUACUCCAAGAGCUUCUGUUUUGUUUCUUUUUCUCUACACUCCCUACAUAUUAUUUGUCUGUGCCAUUUUGUUUUUUCUCCAAACACUACAAACUCUAAGCACUUGUCCUGACUCAGUUUCACAGAGAGGGGAUGGGUUGAAAACAGCAAAGAAAAGGUGACCAGAUUCUGCUCCAGGCUGGUAAAUCCCAGGAGUGGACGGGGUCCUGUGCUUGUUUACCAAACUCAUCUUUCAUUUGCUUUGAUUCAAGCCCCAAUGAGCUGUGGGCUCACCUCCCUAGUCACCCAGGUCCUUCUCUUGUUCUGACCUUGUUUGCAUCAUAUUAAGGGAAAGGCUUUGGGAGACUUACCAAAGGGCAGAGAUACCUUUAGAGUCUCCUUCACGGUGGAUGUUGAUCAUUUGCACCAUUUCACAUGUUCACAUGCUUUGUUCCUAGAAAGCUACCCAAUACAAUCUCUGUGGUUUGAAUCUCUUUUAUUUCCAAUGAGCUACUUCUGUGCCCAAAGCAUCUGUGUGGGCUUUUAGGAACCACAGACUCACUGAUUAGCACAGCCUCAGACAGGUUAAGAUGACUUUUCAGUCUUUACCAGAUUACAGACACGCAUAUUUGUUAAGUAAGAAAAGAAAAACAAACAAACAAAAAAACCCUGCAUCUAUCAGUGAAGAUCAGCUAAUUAUAAGCAUGGCUCCCCACUAUACAUUUUAAACAGAACAAAAAAGCUCUUCCAAAAGAAAUCUCCCAAAUCUUUAGGAUGAUUGCUAGUUGUCAAAAUCAGAUCCCUUGGUUUUAUUUCAGAACUUGGGCUAAAAUAUAGUAUCCCACCAGGUAGAACAUUUCUGAUCUAGAUUUGUGACAACCAAGCCAAGGGCUAAGAAUUUUAGGAAACAGGGUGACUAUUGCAUCCUCUGGUCUGGUAUUCCUGGAAUCUUUUCCUCCUGACAGCUUCCUCCCUUGCCUCUUUGGAACAUCUGAAAAGUGUGAGCAAGUUUUGAAGACCAGCAGCAUCCUGAUUAUAACCCUAUCGUGCUGCCUCAGCACCACUCACUUCAGCUAACACACUGGGCGGCAGCACUGGUUUUGGUGGAGGCCGUUGCUAGGGCAGGGAUGAAUGUCAGGCUGCAUCAUGCAUUGCUAAAUCAGAGGGAGCUGAUCAAUCAGUGGUCAGGCUUCUUCCAUAGAGUCCUAACCAGAAAUGACCAGACUUCCUAACAUUAGAGCUUUUCUAUGUCGGACGAGUGAAAAAUUAACUAGGAAGAAAGAGUGAUAACAGCUAGCCAGGGACCAGUGUUGCUAAUUUGGGCUGACACAGUAACAGCACAUCUUUAACUCCUCAAAAACUGAACACAGAAAGGCAUGAGAAGCAUAGUGAAUUUCUGUUUCAUUACCCAGCGGCCCUGCAUUUUGUCUAUGUAAAAUCUGUUUCCUUCUCUGUCUGCUGUGAUUACUGUUUACUUUGUUACAAGCUAAGAAUAUCUGAUAUUAAACAUUGACACUAAAAAUCCAGAACCCCAGUUUUCUGUGCUGUUGUCAAUAGGCAGCUGAUCUGGCUGUUCCUGAAUGGGGAGUGAGGACUUCUGUUGAGCUAUAGCAU
Messenger RNA from Choloepus didactylus (southern two-toed sloth), 4871 nucleotides. It is a transcript of the gene STK32A, whose product is annotated as serine/threonine kinase 32A. Bases 346 to 1536 code for a protein of 396 amino acids. The transcript is spliced from 13 exons. The record is from RefSeq and is a predicted model, not a curated record. NCBI's taxonomy places the organism in Eukaryota, Metazoa, Chordata, Mammalia, Pilosa, Megalonychidae. Gene Ontology annotation, molecular function: G protein-coupled receptor binding; G protein-coupled receptor kinase activity; ATP binding. Gene Ontology annotation, biological process: G protein-coupled receptor signaling pathway; regulation of signal transduction; protein phosphorylation.